Calliphora vicina (urban bluebottle blowfly) is the source of this 2626-nucleotide messenger RNA. RefSeq lists its product as uncharacterized. The record is from RefSeq and is a predicted model, not a curated record. The coding region runs from base 168 to 2564 and encodes 798 amino acids. Gene Ontology annotation, biological process: regulation of transcription by RNA polymerase II. Lineage: Eukaryota; Metazoa; Arthropoda; Insecta; Diptera; Calliphoridae. The transcript has 4 exons. Gene Ontology annotation, molecular function: DNA-binding transcription factor activity; RNA polymerase II cis-regulatory region sequence-specific DNA binding.
UUUCAAAAAGAAAAUCCAAGCGCAGUUUUUUCAAGAACAAGAACAAAAAAAGGACAAUUGGAAAAUUUAUUUCUAAAAUAAUUUAAAAAAAGUAUAUUAAAUAAAUUAAAAUAUUUUAAAGAAAAUAACCAGAAAGCUUAAAUAAAGACGCGCCUAAAAUAAACAAAAUGGACAAUAUUUCUCGUCGUCUAUCGAAUGAAGAUACAGCUACUUCAGUGUACUUGUCAUUUGACGCCGAAAGUACCACCAUGUCCACAGCAUGUUACAAAACUUUGGAAGCCAUGACUGAUAUCUCAGCUGUAUCUGCCAUCGAUAUGGACGAGUCGGCAAAUAAAAACAAAACCGGAGAUAAUCACAUGAAUAGUACAUUGGAGGCUCGUGAUGAUUCUCAAAUAAUGAGUCCAUUAAAAACUGUUAAGAAAAUUGGAAUGCCAGAUAUGAAAUUACACACCCCUUUGAGAGCACUGCCAAAAAAUAUUUUAAAAGAAUAUAAAGCUUUAUGUUCUACUCCGUCCAAGGACCAGCUUUUAAAAACAGUCGAUGUGACACGUGGUUCAGAUGCCACUAGAUGCAUAGAUUUAGGUUUAGCAUUUUUGGGUGUGGAUGAUGAAAAGCCAGCUUAUUUUCCUCCUCCGCCUGUAGAGCUAUGUGAAGAAAACAAAGAAAAUGCUUUACCAGAGGCUGAAGAGGUAUCUACUUUAUCUACAUGUUCCUCUGUGGAAAUAACUGCUACUUCCGUUAUUGAAAGAAAAAUGUUGACAUCAGUAUCUACGGUUGGUUCCAUAACCGAAGAAGAGUCAGUUGAAGAAGUAAAAAUUAUGAAAAAUGUAGAAGAAAUUUUGGGGUCAGCAGAUGAAGUCGCUCAUAAAAAUCUUGCCUCUUAUAACUCUUUAUUAUUAGAGGAUGCUAAUAAUGUUCUCGAUGUUGAAGAGGAAGCCACUAAUAUGGUGCAGUUCUGUAAACAGAAUAUUGAAACAACUCCCAAAGCUAAGGUUGAAAAUAUAGAACAUAUGGACACCAUGUCAGAAUCAUCAGAAAAAUCAGACGAAAAGACUCCAGUAGUCAAAGAAUUGGAAAUCGGAAAGAAAAACAUUAUGAAAUCUUCAUCUAAACCAAAAAUUGCCGUUUUAUCGCGAAAUGCACGACGUUCUAUAUGCGAACCGAAUUUGCAAGCAAAUAAACCAUCUAGAAUAUUGAAUACUGGUAGUAAACGGCAAUCAUUGUUGCCUAUAUGUAGAAAAUCGACAAUGCCAAUGGAUGCUGAACAUGAAAUUCCUUUGCUAAUGAGUAAACUGUUAAAAAUUACUAAUACAUCUGCGGAAGCCGAAGAAGUCGAUGUAAAGAAACCGCAAAAAAUAGUAAAAGAUCAAAAUAAACCAACGCCAGCUGAAAAAAGGCGUUCUGUUAUGACAUCCAUAAAAACAAGAACCUCACUUAUACCAUCUGCUGCAGGAGAUAAGCGACCAUUUAGUUUUACGCAACGCAUGUCUGUGGUAGUUAAAACUACAUUAAAUAGUCCCGCUCGCAAAAUUGCACGUAAAAGUUCUAUGGGUGGUGUAAUGACCGCAUUUCAGAGAAGAAGUGUAAUUCCACAAAAAACAACUAACGUAGAUGUUUCCAAUCUUAAAAAACCGGAAGUAAUUGCUCGUAGAAGUAUGCUAACGAAAACUUCUCAAAUUUCCACAACCACUAAAGCUAUUACUAAAACUCUGGUUCCAGUACAAGAAACAUCAGCUAAACCCACUUCUACUACACAGCGCAAAUCUAUAUAUCCUUCAGCAAAAGUUUUAGAAAAAGCUGCUAUAUCACAUAAUAAGACGGAUAUUGUUUAUACUUGUAAUGUUUGUAAAGAAAAAUUUCGUAUAAAAUCUUUGCUUGAUGCUCAUAAGCGAUCCCACGAAAGCGAUAAUGUAACACCCGCUUUUAUUAAGAAGCCUAUGACGACGAUUUAUUCGAGUAGUUCGAGUCUAGCUGGCAAUUCUAAUCAGUGCAAAUAUUGCGAUAAAAAAUUUGCUUUAACAAAAGCAUUACAUAUUCAUCUCUUACAAAAUUGUUCGAAAAUUCCACCUUCUGAGAAAAGAAAACUUCAGUAUACAGAUUUAAACCAUGUGGAAAAAGCUCAAUUGCCGAAUGUUUUUGCACAUCAUCAUAAUUUACAAAGUAAUGUAUCAAGUACAGUUGCUUCUGCAAAUGCUACACCACGACAUGCAUUAAAACAGAAUAUAAAUACAUUGACAUUCCCAAAAAGAUCAACGGAAUCUUUAAAUGAACAUAAAGAAGUACAAAAAAUUACAUCGGAUUUGAUAACCACUGUCGAUGGAAACAACAUGCCUCAUGGUUCUGUACAAAAAGUUAAAAAGAUAAGUGCACAUGCCGGAGUUUAUCGCACUCCCAGUAAAUCAGUACCUUGCCAUUUAUGUAAGCUAACAUUUAAGAGUAUUUUAGAUUACACCAAUCAUAAUUUAACAGUUCAUGGUAGCAACAAAACUAGUAUUACAGAGGACACAGCCAACGAUGUUGUUGUUGAUGGAAAUGUAAGGACUACCAACAAUGCUAAUAACUAAAUAUGAAAUUUAGUUUUUUAAUGAAAUAAUAAAUAAAUUUACUUUUGACAAAAUUUAAAAAA